UCCAUAACUUUUAUCUCCACCCACAAAACCUUCAUUGGCUCUCUGCUGAUGGACGUGAAGCUGAAAAACUUCGGCUCUCAGCAUUUGGGUUCUGUCUUCAGCUCGCCGCGUUGGAUUCACCUCAGGUUACAGGUGAACAGAGCCAGGAUGCUGUUUGCGUUUCUUCUUCUGUCCUCUGGGCUUUUCCUGGAUCUGGAGGUGUGUACUGCAGCGCAAUCUGAACUGAGAAUCACAACCAUUAAGCAAGAUCCGUAUACAAUGUCCAAAGGAGGUCAACUGGAAGGCUUUUGCAUGGAUCUGCUCUCUGAGGUGGCCAAGACCGUUGGACUCAAGUACAAGGUGAAGCUGGUGAAAGAUGGCGCCUACGGUCGUCAGGAUGAGAGCGGGAACUGGAACGGGAUGAUUGGAGAGGUGGUGAGAGGGGAGGCAGAUCUUGCGAUUGCGCCGCUGACUCUGACUGCAGCGCGGGAGAAAGUUGUGGGCAUGACCAAACCCUUCAUGCAGACUGGGAUCAGCAUCCUGCUGAGGAAGGACAUCUCAGAGGGAGCCGGUUUCUUUCACUUCCUGUCGCCCUUCGCGCCAGAAACCUGGAUGGGGAUUCUCAUCGCCUACAUGGCUACUGCUGCUAGCAUCUUCAUAGCUGCCAGAGUAAGCCCAUGUGAGUGGAGUGAGGCUCAGAGUGAGAGAAACAGAUUCAGUUUCCUCUACAGCCUGUGGUACGCAGCUGGAGCUCUGACUCUACAAGGUGUUGGUCCUCACCCUAAAGCCCUUUCAGGACGUGUCAUCUGCAGCAGCUGGUGGCUGUUUUCUGUCGUUCUCUUGGCUUGUUAUUUCUCCAACCUCAGCUCCUCCAAAACCUCAGAGUCCAGUCACCUGACUGUGAAAGGGUUCGAGGACUUGGCUGGUCAGAACACGAUCGAGUACGGAUGCCUGGCCGGUUCCUCCACUCUUGCUUUCUUCAAGAAUUCAAACAACCCAGUAUACCGCAGAAUCUACGAACACAUGGAGAGAACGCAGAGCUUCGUGUCGUCUAUGGACGAGGGGGUCAAACAAGCAAAGGAGGGAAAUUUUGCCUUCAUCGGAGAGUCUGUUUCUCUGGACUUGGCUGUAGCGCGUCAUUGUGAGCUGGUGAGAGUGCAUGAAGUCAUCGGCAUGAGAGGAUACAGCAUCGCUGCCCCACUUGGUUCCCCGAUCAUAAAGAACCUCAGUGUGGCGAUCCUCCAGCUUAGCGAGGCGGGGGAGCUGGCCUAUCUGCGGAGCAAGUGGUGGGCCAGCAGCUGCAUGGCAGACAAGGCCAAACCUGCAGCCGUGCAGCCGCACAGCCUGAAGGGGAUGUUCCUGGUGCUUGCUCUGGGCCUCGGGCUGGGGACCCUCAUGGCUGUUCUGGAGCUCACCUUUAAGAGUCGCAGAAAGGCAGCCGAACUGCAGAAGUCAUGUUGCACCGUGCUAACUGAGGAGCUCAGUCUGCGCCUGAAGAACAGCAGUGCAGACAAACCCCAGGAGAAUGCAGACAAAGAAAAGGCAUAAAAGACUCGAACACUCUCUAGUCUGAAAAGUUUUCUCCUUUUAAAUGAAAUCAAACGUAACUUUAUAGGUUUUUUAAUUUGAUACUAAACUUUUAUUCAAAACAAAAACCUCAGACCUACAGCUGGGCGAUAAAAUCAUUUUAUUGCUAAAUUAAGUAUUUUGACUUUGAGGAUUGAAUUCUUGGAAAAUCAGUAUUUGUUUUCUCCAACACAUUCCUUGGUUUUCCUUGUGAUGUUAAAAACUACCAUCUUGUUUGACAAGUGUUUUUACAUCUUUUGUUUAUUUCAACUUGAAAUUCAGGCCAACUCAAAGGAAACAUGGUCGAAAUAAAAGCCAGUUUGUAAAAAUAUUUUCUAUCAUUUGACUUUUUAAACAAAAAAGUGAUGAAAAUACAUCAGAUUUGGUAUUUAAGAGAAACUUGAGAUUUCAUUUUUAAACCAUAUCGCCCAGCUGAAAUUUAACCCCAAUGCUUUUUACUAAUGGUUUCUAAAUGUAAAUACGAAUAAUAAUAAAAAAUCAGGUUUUGUUUUUUUUACAAAAAAUAACUUUUAAUCCUAGUUAACAUUUAAAAUCAGAAAAUACAACUUACAUAUAAAGCUUGACUACUAAUUUAACAGUUUGGAAGCAUUUCUGUACAGUUGGCAGCAGCAUCAUUUGAUUUCAGCAAUUUCUUUUCACAAACAAUGUCUCAAUAAAAAGUUAAGAACCAUAAACAGUCCAGCUAAACUAGAAAAAUAAAGUUUGUCUUUUUGCUCAG
This is a messenger RNA of Xiphophorus couchianus (Monterrey platyfish), 2284 nucleotides long. RefSeq names its product glutamate receptor, ionotropic, kainate 6 (gene grik6). Lineage: Eukaryota; Metazoa; Chordata; Actinopteri; Cyprinodontiformes; Poeciliidae. Bases 49 to 1527 code for a protein of 492 amino acids. Gene Ontology annotation, molecular function: signaling receptor activity; ligand-gated monoatomic ion channel activity. The record is from RefSeq and is a predicted model, not a curated record. The transcript has 10 exons. Gene Ontology annotation, cellular component: membrane. Gene Ontology annotation, biological process: monoatomic ion transport.